Molecule: messenger RNA, 1659 nt
Organism: Scomber japonicus (chub mackerel)
Lineage: Eukaryota; Metazoa; Chordata; Actinopteri; Scombriformes; Scombridae
Product: gastrula zinc finger protein XlCGF57.1-like
Exons: 2
Coding region: 1-1659 (552 amino acids)
Biological process (GO): regulation of transcription by RNA polymerase II
Cellular component (GO): nucleus
Molecular function (GO): DNA-binding transcription factor activity, RNA polymerase II-specific; RNA polymerase II transcription regulatory region sequence-specific DNA binding
Source: RefSeq, a predicted model, not a curated record
AUGAAGCAAAAGCCAGUGGUGGCUCGCGAGCCCCAGCAACCAGCCAGCCAAUCAGAGGCUCCUCCAGGUGCAUCCAGCCAAUCAGAGACUCCUCCAGGUGCAUCCAGCCAAUCAGAGGCUCCUCCAGGUGCAUCCAGCCAAUCAGAGACUCCUCCAGGUGCAUCCAGCCAAUCAGAGACUCCUCCAGGUGCAUCCAGCCAAUCAGAGACUCCUCCAGGUGCAUCCAGCCAAUCAGAGGCUCCUCCAGAUGCAUCCAGCCAAUCAGAGGCGGUGGGCAGCAGUCACAGCGUUCGCCUGCGUGUGCGCGGCAGGCUCCGCCCCUUCAGCUGUCAGCUAUGCGGUAAAGGAUUCAGCGCCCGCAGCAGCGUGCACGUGCACCAGCAGAGCAUGCACGGCCGGCAACACCCGCACCAGGCGUCCAAUCAGCGGCUCAGCAGCUCGGCCUGCGAGGAGACGCCAGAUCACGCGCGCACGUGUGUGAGAACGCACGGCAGCAUCAGCUGUUCUGAAUGCGGCAAGCAGUUCACCAAACAGACUCAGCUGUCGGCUCACCUGAGGAUCCACCGGACCCCCAAAACCUUCAGCUGUCCCACCUGCAACAAAGGCUUCACCGCGCGCCGCAGCGUCCUCGUGCACCAGCAGAGCGUGCACGGAGGCCUGAAGCCGUUCAGCUGCGGCGUCUGCAGGAAGUCGUUCAGCCAGCGCGGCGGCCUGCGAGCUCACCUGAGGACUCACACGGGCGAGCGGCCGCACACCUGCCAUCAGUGCGGCCGCAGCUUCUCCAGCAGCAGCAGUCUGUCCGUGCACGGCCGCGUGCACAGCGGCGAGAAGAACUUCAGCUGCGACCUCUGUGAGAAAAGCUUCAGCGUGGCGGCAAACCUGCGGCGCCACCGCCUGGUGCACUCAGGCCAGCGCGCCUUCAGCUGCGACGUGUGCGGCCGCAGCUUCACGCAGGCGGCUCACCUGAAGGCGCACGGCGCCGUGCACGGCGAGGGCUGGGCCUUCAUCUGUAACGCCUGCGGGAAAGGCUUCAGACAGCGCAGCGCGCUGCUUGUGCACGAGCGCUCGCACGCCGGCAUCAAGCCGCACGGCUGCGGCGAGUGCGGCAAACACUUCUCCUCGUCCACGUCUCUGAAACGCCAUCAGCUGACUCACGGCGAGCAGAGAGCGCACGGCUGCCAGCGGUGCGGGAAACGUUUCGGCAGCGCUCAGGUGCUGAAGACUCACCUGCUGCUUCACGACGGCAGGAAGUCGUUCAGCUGCGACGUGUGCGGCCGCGGCUACAGCUCGCCAAACUACCUGAAGCUGCACCGGCGGAGCCACUCGGAGGGAAACCCGUUCAGCUGCUCUCAGUGUCAGAAGAGCUUCUCCACGGCGGCGAGCCUGCGCCUGCACCGCCGCGUGCACAGCGGCGAGCGGCCGUACGUGUGCGAGGUCUGCGGGAAGAGCUUCAGCGUUGCGCAGAACCUCGUCAGACACAAACGCGUCCACAGCGGAGAGAAACCGUUCGGCUGCAGCGUCUGCGGGAAGAAAUUCAGUCAGAACAACAACCUGAAAACUCACCUGAUGCUUCACAGCGGAGAGAAACCCUUCAGCUGCUGCUCCUGCAGCAAGGCCUUCACCUCCAGGAGGAGCCUCAGCCAGCACUGCUGCGUCUGA